Messenger RNA from Colletotrichum navitas, 2387 nucleotides. RefSeq names its product carboxylesterase. The record is from RefSeq and is a predicted model, not a curated record. Lineage: Eukaryota; Fungi; Ascomycota; Sordariomycetes; Glomerellales; Glomerellaceae. The transcript is spliced from 3 exons. Bases 316 to 2043 code for a protein of 575 amino acids.
UCAGCAGAAACCAGAUGCCCAGGCGACUGUUGAAUCUGCCUUGUUCUAUACCGAGCGCUCCGGCCCUUGCCGCGGAGAAAGCGCGGGGCCGCACGGCUGGUGGGUAUUCGGCCACUAGCGGAGCAUAUCAACGACACCCGUUUGAAUGGGCCGUUCAUUUUUAACAUCCACUUCGCAUCCACUGUGACAGCCGCAUUUCGAACAGGUGGAAAUUACAAAAGUGCUCAAGACAUCACUCAGUCGCUCAAUUAAGACGACUUGGCACCCUGUAACCCCCCCCCCCCCUCGGUCACUCCUCCAGCGCUUCUUAAGAGAAUGAGUCCCCCCGUCUUAAGCCCGACCCUGGACCAGCGGCCCACGGUGCGACUGGACCAGGGGACGUACAUCGGCACAACCCUCGCGGAACCCGAGUUCCCGCGCGUCGUGGAGGCCUUUCUCGGCGUUCCGUACGCAAGAUGCGAACGUCUUCGGCGUGCGGUACCUCCCAAGGCCUCGGCGGACACCUUUGACGCCUCGGACUACGGCCCGGUGUGUCCGACGGCUGACCCCUCGCUUCCGUCUGACGAGCAGUGUCUUAAUGCCAACGUCUUUCGCCCGACAGAGGCAGGCGAGAGCAAGCGUGUCCAGGGCGUCAUGGAACAGGGGAAGAAGGUGCCCGUGCUAGUUUACAUCCACGGGGGCGCCUUCAACUUUGGGCGUGGCGGGGACAGGAAUCUGGCGGCCUUUGUUGCGUUUGCAAAGCGCGACCUCGUCGCCGUGAGCUUCAACUACCGGCUCGGACCGCUGGGCUUCCUCCCCUGCGGCGUCGCCGCGCGCGAGGGCAUCGCGAACAACGGGCUGCUAGACCAGAGGACCUUGCUGCAGUGGGUCCAGCGGAACAUCGCCGCGUUCGGCGGUGACGAGCAGGACGUCACGGUCAUGGGCUUCAGCGCAGGCGCGCACUCGCUCGGCCACCACGUCCUCUCGCCACCUUCCCGCGCCCUCUUCCAUCGCGCGAUUCUCGAGUCGGGGGCGCCCACGGCCCGCUCCGUCCUUUUGUCGACGCACCCCCGCCAUGAAGCGCAGUUCGCCCGGUUCCUCACCCACGCCGGCGUGUCCGGUGAUGCGCCCGACCAGGUCCUUCCCGCCCUGCGCGCUCUGCCCCUCCGGACCCUUCUGGACGCCUCGCUGGCGACCUGGGCCGAGGGCGCGGCCUCCGUCCAGUGGCCGUUCCAGCCCUCCGUUGACGGCGAGGAGGACAGCAUCAUCCCUCAACCGCCCAUCCAGGCCUGGGCAUCCCCCUCGCUCCCUCAACCGCCGCCCCUGGUCACAGGCUUCAAUGCCUCCGAGGGGACAAUGUUCGUGCCCGCCGCCGCGUCCUCGCCUACGGCCCUGGCCGACUUCUUCUCCGGCCUCAUCCCCGCCCUCACCCCGCAGGACCUCGGGCUCCUUGAGUCCCUCUACCCGCCCGCGUCGACCUACCCUCCCCCGCCGACCCCGGCCCACGGCGUCCAGUUCCGGCGUCUAGCGCAGGCCUACGGGCAUUACGGCUACAUCGCGCCGCUCCUCCACUCGGCGCACUUGGCCUCCGCCAAGGGCGCUCCUGUGUGGGUGUAUGAGUACGCCGCGCACGCGGACCUCGCCGCCGCGAACCACGGCGACCACGUUCCCGCCGCGACUCACGACACCGACGUCCUCUCGGAGCACAGGACGCCCGGCCUGCUCGCCGUCUCGGACGCGAUGCACGGGUACUGGUCGUCCUUCGUGGCCACUGCCGAGGGGCCCAACGCCCUCCCCAACGCCAGCGGUGUCGCCUGGCCGCGCUUCGUCAGCCCCUUUGGCGGCGACGCCGCGGGCGACUCGGUCCCGGACCCGGAGGACCCGGGCGAGACGCGCGGCAGGAUCCUCGUGUUCGGCGAGGGCAACGACGAGCUCAUGGGGAGGAAAGGCGAGCGGCAGAGGGGCGCCGUGGCGCGGGUGCGGACGCUGACGGGGCUCGAGAUCCAGCAGUUCCGGUUCUGGUGGGAUAGGGUCGCGCUGAGCGAGGGUAUGGGGGGUUGCUGAGACGCCUGGCCAUUGCUGCUAGCCUAUGCUUGUUGUCCUGCACAUAGUGAAAUGUUCUGCACAAGAGGAACGAAACGGCAGCGUAGUCUACGCUAGCAUCGGCAUGGUUGACAAAGGAAUAUUCAUUCGAACAUGUCUAGAACAGCUUUGCUCCUAGGUCGAAUCGACCCGGCUAAGUCCCUGCUUUCCUUACCACCUAACUGAUAUGCUAAAUCCUCAAACUUUUCUCAUGCAGCAGCUCCCCCUGCCGUCGAGGCAGGAAUGACUGCUUAUCCCCAGGCCGCAUCAGAUUACAUUACCCGUGCGCCUUCAUUAUCUUUAUAUACACCCUAUUAGAUUGAAGC